This is a messenger RNA of Scleropages formosus (Asian bonytongue), 2693 nucleotides long. RefSeq names its product endothelin-2-like. Gene Ontology annotation, cellular component: extracellular region. Gene Ontology annotation, biological process: vein smooth muscle contraction; regulation of vasoconstriction; regulation of systemic arterial blood pressure by endothelin. The transcript has 5 exons. NCBI's taxonomy places the organism in Eukaryota, Metazoa, Chordata, Actinopteri, Osteoglossiformes, Osteoglossidae. Gene Ontology annotation, molecular function: hormone activity; endothelin B receptor binding. Bases 1299 to 1730 code for a protein of 143 amino acids. The record is from RefSeq and is a predicted model, not a curated record.
GUGUGUGUGUGUGUGUGUGUGUGUGUAUACGCGUGCGUGCGUGCGUGCGUCUCCCAGGAGCACAGUUCAAAGUGACUAACGCAUUCUUCUGCGCUCCACAAUGUGCCGUAUCGCCGCCUUUCCGCGUCUCGCCGGCUCGGGCGCAUUCCUCGGCUGACUCGCGCGGCACCGGAACGGGAAGUGGAUAAAGAACGUCUGCCCGGGUGUCGGCGGGCCGCUCGGCGCUCUGAUCGCAUUCCAGCGCCGCUCGACGCCGGCAAAAUAUUUGCUCAGGCCGUCGGCGAGAUACUUGAGGCGUGAGCUACUGUGUCGGGGCCCAUUGUGCGGCGCACAAUGACAUCGGGGCCCCUUCCUCCUGGGCCGCAGGCGCCCAGCUCCUCGCGUCCUCCCUCUGUGUCCUCCUUCGGUGUCCCCUCUCCGCUCGGCGCUCUGCUCUUCUCCUCCUUCUCCUCCUUCUCCUGCUCCUCGCUGUUGAGGAGUAACGGUGGCCAAAGCUCAUUUCCAGAAGCUUCCAGGAAACGACAGCGUUUGCAGGAAACGCCUCGAUCGCCUCCCGGAAACAGCCGGAAGGCCACGUGUGCUCUGGGUAAAGUUUACCGCAGUGCACUUCAUUCUUACAGCGUGAAGCUACUUGUUAUAAUUUUUUACCCAUUUAUACACCGGGGUCAUUUUACUGGACCAGUUUAGGGUAAACGCCUUGAGGUGGGAGUUGAACCUGAGACGUUUGGAUCCAAACUACUACCGUUGUGUCCUGAAAGCAGAUUGAGAGCCUUGAAGUGUUUGUGGCAUGUGUGGUAACCCCCCCACCCGCUGGAACAGAUGACAUCACAGUGGCUGCUGAUGUUCAGCUUAUGUACUUUGUAUUGAUUAGUUGAAAAAUUAUCAUUGCGACUGCACACAAUGGACUGUAGUAGUGAGUGGGUAUGGAGGGUAUAUAUAGAGGGUACAGUGGUGUCAGUGGGUACGGGGGUUAUAUAAAAGGUAUAGUGGUGUCAGUGGGUACUGAGGGUAUAUUUAUUGCACUGGGACUGUGAAUGAGAGGUUCCGUGUCAAUAGCGCGCACACACACACACACACACACACAGUGGGGGUGACGUGCUGCACAAGCCGCGUGCCCUCAGUGUGUCAGGAAUGCAGUGGCAGCUGGAGCAGCAGCACUGUGUAAACACGGAGGGGGGCGGGGGGGGGCGUGAUGUCACUCAGUCGCCGGUAUAAGUAGAGGCUCCGGCAGGCAUUCGGUCCCAGAAGCACCUGCUGGAUCGGCGAGCGAGCGGUGCCGGGGACGAGGAGGCGGAAGCAUGGUGUCGUACCGCAUUACGGCGCUGGCGCUGGCGCUCGCUCUCUGCCUGGCAGGGCAAGAAGGAGCGGGUCGCCCCGUGUCCGCCGAACCGGGGCCCGACGCCCGGCCGCCCGCGCAACGGGUUCGAGCGAAGCGCUGCUCCUGCAGCAACUGGCUGGACAAGGAGUGCGUCUACUUCUGCCACCUGGACAUCAUCUGGGUGAACACGCCCAGCAAAACCCUCCCCUACGGUCUAGGAAGGGUCGCGGCCCGACGACUUCGGUCCACGAGCCGCUGCGAGUGCGCCGACCCUGCGGACCGCGCCUGCGCCGCCUUCUGCCGCCACGGCGCUGAGAACGGCUCCCCACAGCCGGAGUCGGACGUGCAGGAGAAGCGUUUAUCGCAGGGUCCCGAAUCCAGGGUGCUCCCCUUCCUCAGGCAGGUGCUCUGAGCGACGCCGCCGGCCGCCGAGCGGGACGGAGCCCGCAGGACGAUGCCUGGGAAGGUACGGGGCAGGAAGCGGAGCCAGACGCGGAAGCGCUCGGGGGCCCCCGUGGAGCCCGGGAUGAGUCGCCGGGACCCCCGAGGACGAGAACGGGACUCGUCGGCCGCGGGUUCUGACCCACGCUUGGCAGAGCAGCCGCUGAGCAGGCGACCCGUGGAAACGAAACCGCUGUGCUGCUCGUGGACCUUUUCUCCGAGGCGACUGACGGUGUUCAUCUGCCCACGGUUAUUUCCGGGUAAUUUUGACCGGAGCAAUCCGGUGGUGCGUGUGUGCGCGUACGCGCGCCCACGUGAGAGAGGGGGACUCGCAGGCAGGAAGCCUCAUCGGCGCUUUAUCAAAACUUGAAUGUGUGUGAAGCGAAGAGACUGAGGCUGAACUUUCCACGAUUCCUUGGGCGAAGAACACGGUAAAGGGAUUCGCGGCGAACCUCGUUACUUCUCCGCCGUGACGCCGGCCGAAGGAUCUCGACGCACUUCGCCGCGUGGAUGGAAGGGUUACCUGAUGGAGACCCCCGAUAACCAGGCGUGACGGUUUCUCCCCUUCGUUCUGUCCAAAACGCUUGGAGAAACAAACACCGUCCCGUUUCGCUGAGCUCGGUCUCUGCGAUCGAUCAAUCAAUCGCCGUGAUCAGCUGCUGAUGUCUUUCUCUAAUCGAUCACGCCGAUUGUGCUCCCGAUCAGUUUGCGUCCAUUUCGAAUGCUGUCGCUUUGCUGUUUACAUGUCCCCUUUGUGGGGACGCUGCACGUCCAGCACCCUGGAAAUGUCUCGCACCGUCCCAGUGAAGUCAUCCACGUAUCGAUUUCUUUGUACGCAGAUGUCACGUGUAAGAUGCUUUCACGCGUAUGAAGAAGAGCCUUGAGGCUGUUUUACUGGAUGAUGAUGAAUAAAGACGUGUUUUGCUACAUGUUA